Messenger RNA from Talaromyces atroroseus, 2286 nucleotides. RefSeq lists its product as hypothetical. The record is from RefSeq and is a predicted model, not a curated record. Gene Ontology annotation, cellular component: membrane; endoplasmic reticulum. Gene Ontology annotation, biological process: protein O-linked glycosylation via mannose. NCBI's taxonomy places the organism in Eukaryota, Fungi, Ascomycota, Eurotiomycetes, Eurotiales, Trichocomaceae. The transcript has 3 exons. Gene Ontology annotation, molecular function: dolichyl-phosphate-mannose-protein mannosyltransferase activity. Bases 1 to 2286 code for a protein of 761 amino acids.
AUGACUGCUGCCAAGAAGGGGGAGAAACAGCCCCAUACGGGAGCUGUGAACUCUCCCCUCAAGUCCAAUGCAGAGGCGAAAAAGUCUCCGUCGGAAUGGGAUUACUGGGUUGGUAUGACGGUGAUGACCGUGCUGGCUUUCAUCACGCGCUUCUGGAUGAUCUAUUACCCCGAUAGCGUUGUCUUUGAUGAGGUGCAUUUCGGAAAGUUUGCCUCGUACUAUCUGCAACGCACGUAUUUCUUCGAUGUUCACCCCCCCUUUGCCAAGCUCCUGUUCGCCUUCGUAGGCUGGCUGGUCGGCUACGAUGGCAGCUUUACGUUUGAGAACAUUGGAGAUUCCUACAUAACGAACAAAGUCCCCUACCUCGCAUACCGCGCUUUGCCUGCAACUCUGGGAUCCUUGACAAUUCCCGUUGUCUUUGACAUCAUGUGGGAAUCCGGCUAUGGCUUGCCGGCAUGUGUGUUGGCGUCCGGAUUGAUGGUGUUCGACAAUGCCCAUAUUGGCGAAGACCGCUUGAUUUUGUUGGAUGCUUGCUUGGUUCUGAGCGUAGCGCUGAGCAUACUCUGCUACGUCAAGUUCUAUAAGGAGCGCUACAACGAAUUCUCUCGCAAAUGGUGGAAAUGGCUUCUUCUGACCGGAAUCAGUUUGAGCUGCGUGAUUUCCACCAAGUACGUCGGUACCUUUACCUUUUUGACUAUCGGGUCGGCUGUGGCUAUUGACCUGUGGAAUCUGCUUGACAUCAAACGCCCCCGAGGCACCCUUUCCCUCUUCCAAUUCAGCCAUCACUUUGCAGCCCGCGCUUUUGCGCUUAUCAUCGUUCCGUUUUUCUUCUACCUUUUCUGGUUCCAGGUGCAUUUCGCCAUCUUGACCCGGUCUGGACCUGGUGACGACUUUAUGACUCCCGAAUUCCAAGCAACGCUCUCCGAUAACCCAAUGACUGCUAAUGCUGUCGAUCUCGAAUACUACGACAACAUUGUUAUCCGCCACAAGGAUACCAAGGUCUUACUUCACAGCCACUUUGACCACUACCCUCUUCGUUAUGACGAUGGACGGAUUUCCAGCCAGGGUCAACAGGUCACCGGCUAUCCAUACAACGACACCAACAACGAAUGGCAGAUCCUACCCGCUACCCCUUUCCCUGAAGGCAACAAGCUUGGCCACAAGGUCAAGAACGGAGACAUUAUUCAACUGCGCCAUAUUGUGACCAACUCAAUUCUCUUGACACACGAUGUUGCUUCGCCUCUUAUGGCUACAAAUCAAGAAUUCACGACUGUGACCCAGGAGGUGGCUGAUGGCGAGCGUCACGACGACACUUUGUUUACGAUCCAGGUUGAGAACGGGAAGCCUGGCCAGAAUUUCCGGUCCCUGUCCGGUCUAUUCAAAUUGAUCCACGUUCCUACGCGCGUAGCGUUGUGGACACACACCACGCCUCUUCCCGACUGGGGCUACAAGCAAGCAGAAAUCAAUGGCAACAAGAACAUCCUGCAGGCCAGUAACUUGUGGUAUGUGGAUGAGGUGACUUCGAUUCCCGAAGGCUCCCCGCGGUUGGUGAAGCAAGAGCGGAAAGUGGCACACCUAGGAUUCAUCCGCAAAUGGGCGGAAUUGCAGCGUGCCAUGUUCUUCCAUAACAACGCGCUUACAAGCGAGCAUCCAUACGCAAGCGAGCCGAUUCAAUGGCCUUUCCUGUUGCGCGGCGUUAGCUUCUGGACGGACAAUGAUACACAUGGCCAGAUCUACUUCUUGGGUAACCCCAUCGGGUGGUGGUUCGCCAGCAGUUUGCUGGCUGUGUUUGUUGGUAUCGUUGGCGCGGACCAACUGUCAUUGCGACGAGGCAUCGAUGCAAUUGAAGAGAUCUGGGGCCCCGGAACUCGCAGUCGAUUCUACAACAGCACUGGCUUCCUCUUCCUUUGCUGGGCACUCCACUACUUCCCCUUCUGGCUGAUGGGUCGUCAGCGUUUCCUGCACCACUAUCUACCAGCCCACCUCGUAUCGACUCUUGUCGCCGCCGCCCUGGUCGAAUUCAUCUUCACCCUCGACCCCAUUUUCCCUGCCAAGAGUGACUACAAGACGGAAAACGGCCGGCCAAGGCUUGGUCGCUUCCGUACCGCCAAGGAGCGUCUGGGUAGUCAGUCCCUGUAUGCCCAAUGGGCGGUCACUAUGCUUGUCUUGUCAGCUGUUAUCUAUUCGUUCUUCUUCUUCGCGCCGUUGACGUACGGUACUGGUUUGGAUGUGGAGGGCGUGAAUGCAAGGAAGUGGUUGGCGUAUGAUUUGCAUUUCGCCAAAUGA